UUUUCCUACUAAACUUUUUUCUUGUUGAAUCUGGCACAGUAUCCCAAGAUUGCUUAACUUCCAGUUGAGGCCAAAAAAUAAAGAUAGCGAAAAGAAAAGUGAAAAGAAUAAAGAAAACCAGAGAAAACUAAAGAAUUCUUUGCUUAUUCCAAGCUCUGGAUAGUAACUGAUUUAUCCACAAACCACGAUUCCCUCUCAAAACUUGGGGUCUUUGAAGGAAAAAAAAAACGGUUUAUUAACUUCCAUAUUUGCUAAAAAACCGCAAAUCCCAUGUGAUGUAUUCCCCCCUCCCCCCCUAAUAUUUUCUAUACAUUCAAAGUUCCUUCAAAGUUCAAAGCUUAUUAAGCCAGGGUCUAAGAAUUUCUUUAAUGGUGGGUUUUGAAGAAAAUUAGUAUUAGGUGAACUGGGUUUUUGUUUUUGUAUUUGCCUUCUUCUUUUUUCUAUUAUCUUUUUUGGAUCUGGGAUAUGAUAAAAGUUUGGAUUUUAGUGGUAUUUUCCGGGAAAAAUUCUGGGGUUGAGUUCUAGGAUGGGAUUGUAGUGAAUUUUAUGAAGAUCUGGAAGGUAAAAUAUUAGGCAAAACAUGGAGCCUCCCAAGGGAUUUUUAGCUACUUUGUGGAACUUUAUAUGCUUUCUUCCUUACUUCAUUGGCUUGCUUCUUUUAGGCACAAUUAAAGGAAUCAUUUUCUGCUUUCCGAUAUGCCUUAUCAUGACAAUUGGAAACUCGUCCGUCAUAUUAGGCCUUCUGCCCUAUCAUUGUUACUUCACUUAUUAUAGCAUUGUGAGCACUAAACUAUUAGGGCCAUUUCUGAAGCUCGCUGUCUGCAUAUUCCUACCGGUUGUCUUGAUAUUGUGGGUGGUUGUUGGUAUUGUUGGAAGUAUCUUAGGGGGAAUAUUAUACGGCUUUCUUUCACCAAUGUUUGCCACUUUUGAUGCUGUGGGCGAAGGAAAGACCAAUGUGUUUAUCCACUGUUUUUACGAUGGUACUUGGAGCACUAUCAAGGGCAGCUUUACUGUUGUCAAGGAUUUCAAAGAUGUUUGUGUCCAUUCCUACUACUCGUUUAUGGAAGAACUACGACAGAAAGAUGGACAAUACUAUGAGAUAAGAUUUCUUUAUCUGCUUCCGGCUCUUAUAGCUGCAGUGCUUGGUUUUCUGGUUGAUUUUCCAAUGAUCUCACUUAUUGCCUUCUGCAAAAGUCCUUACAUGCUCGUUAAAGGGUGGCAUCGAUUAUUUCAUGACCUUGUAGGUCGAGAAGGCCCUUUCUUGGAGACAAUAUGUGUACCAUUUGCAGGCCUUGCCAUCUUACUCUGGCCACUCGCCGUCAUUGGAGCAGUUUUGGGAUCAAUGGCGUCUAGCAUCUUCCUUGGUGCCUAUGCCGCGGUGAUUGUUUACCAGGAGUCCUCGUUUUGGUAUGGGCUUUGUUAUAUCGUUGCUUCGUUGUCCAUAUAUGAUGAAUACAGCACUGAUGUCCUUGACAUGCCUGAAGGAUCUUGCCUUCCCAGGCCUCGGUAUCGUCGGCACAGAAAUGAAUCCUUCUCUAAAUCUGACUCCUUCCGUCCUCCUGCUCGCAUUGAUUCACUUACAAAUGCAAGGCUUGAUUUGAAGCCACUCGAGCUACUCGAGGGCUUAUUUAAGGAGUGCCAAGUCCAUGGUGAGAAAAUGGUGUCUGAAGGGCUGAUAACUUCUAAGGACAUCGAUGAUGCCAAGUCCAUCAAAGGAAGUAGAGUGGUCAGCAUUGGCUUACCGGCUUAUUGCUUUCUUCAGGCACUCUUGCGCUCUGUGGAUGCGAAUAGACUGGGCAUAUUACUGAGUGACAAUACGGAAAUAACGGCCACGAACCGACCAAAAGAUGCAUUCUUUGAUUGGUUUCUUAACCCCUUUUUGAUACUGAAAGAGCAAAUCAGAGCGGAGAAUCUUUCCCCGGAGGAAAAGGAUUACUUAGGCAAAUUAGUGUUGCUGUGUGGUGAUGCAGCACGGUUGAAAAAUAUUGGGUCUCCACCAGAAUCAGAGCGUAAACGAGCUGAGCUUGAUGCAUUAGCCCGACGGUUACAAGGUAUUACUAAAUCAGUGUCGAGGUAUCCAACUUUCAGGCGACACUUUGAGGAAUUUGUUAACAAACUAUCCGAGGAUCUCUCAAAGAAGGACAGUGGCAGCAGCAACAGCAGCGGAUCUAGUAAUAGGUCUCAUCAAUCGAAGAAUACCGUUCUGCGGUUUUUUAGCAGCAGAUCUUUCAAGCGGAGUACAAGCCAUAGCAUGUCUGAUCAAGAAUCACAAUCAGUUCUUGCCAGAGAUGUAGAAAUCGAAUGAUGUAGAAUAGGAUGUCGAUCAAGAAUCACAAUCAGUUCUUGCCAGAGAUGUAGAAAUCGAAUGGUGUAGGACUAGGAUGUCGAUAUUUGUCCAUAGUUGUCAGAUUUUGGACAUAAAUGCAACGGCCGGCCGCCUUUGUUCAUUCAUUUCGAGUUAAUGUUUCCAAAUGUUUGGUUAACAAGCAAAAGUAACCAUGCAUGAAUGUAAUACACUAAAUUACUUGGACUUGACUGCUUCACUGCUUUUAAGUUGCAAAAUUCUUGAGAAUUCAAGUCCUUAA
This is a messenger RNA of Gossypium raimondii (Peruvian cotton), 2585 nucleotides long. RefSeq lists its product as uncharacterized. Bases 581 to 2305 code for a protein of 574 amino acids. The record is from RefSeq and is a predicted model, not a curated record. NCBI's taxonomy places the organism in Eukaryota, Viridiplantae, Streptophyta, Magnoliopsida, Malvales, Malvaceae. The transcript has 10 exons.